UAGGGUUUUAGGUUGUUGGUCGUGUUGUUGUAUACUAUUAGUAUAGCAGAAUCCACCUGUGACAGCGUAGCAGAACACCAAACAUAUCGCUAUGACUGCUGAGACCCAGACCCAAGAGGAGCUUCUUGCGGCGCACCUCGAACAACAAAAGAUCCAUGAUGAUGAGCCUUUAGUUGAGGAUGAUGAUGAUGAUGACGAGGAAGAUGAUGACGAUGAUGAGGAUGAUGACAAUGCUGAAGGUCAAGAAGGUGAUGCAUCUGGUAGGUCCAAGCAAACCAGAAGUGAAAAGAAGAGUCGUAAGGCAAUGCUUAAACUUGGAAUGAAACCUGUUGUAGGUGUCAGUCGUGUAACUGUCAAGAAAAGCAAGAACAUCCUGUUUGUUAUCUCAAAACCAGAUGUUUUCAAGAGCCCAACUUCUGACACAUAUAUUAUAUUCGGGGAAGCUAAGAUUGAAGACUUGAGCUCACAGUUACAAACUCAGGCAGCAGAGCAAUUCAAGGCUCCUAAUUUGAGCAAUGUGGGAGCGAAGCCUGAACCCUCUGCUGCUGCUCAAGAUGAUGAGGAAGUAGAUGAGACUGAUGUAGAUCCCAAGGAUAUAGAGUUGGUAAUGACUCAAGCUGGUGUGGUAAGAUCAAGAGCUGUCAAGGCUCUCAAAGCUGCCAAUGGUGACAUUGUUGCUGCCAUUAUGGAGUUAACUAAUUAAUGGUCAGAUUUGGCAGAAUUUUAGAAUUUUCAAUAUGGAGCUAUUUUUCUGUUAGUUGAAAUUUUUGCUCUCUUUUGGUUUGAUAAGUGGUUUGCGAAUAUUUACGUUUGUUUUAUUCUAUUUUCUGAGUAAUUGUCUGCAUAGAAGGAAAAAACUAUCGACUCAUUCCCUACAAUUGUAUGUUUAAUGCCAAGAAGAAUGACAGACAUAAUUAGCAAUUAUCUAGUAUCUAUGUUACUAGAGUGCAA
Cajanus cajan (pigeon pea) is the source of this 951-nucleotide messenger RNA. RefSeq names its product nascent polypeptide-associated complex subunit alpha-like protein 1. The record is from RefSeq and is a predicted model, not a curated record. NCBI's taxonomy places the organism in Eukaryota, Viridiplantae, Streptophyta, Magnoliopsida, Fabales, Fabaceae. Gene Ontology annotation, cellular component: nascent polypeptide-associated complex.